This is a messenger RNA of Tupaia belangeri chinensis (Chinese tree shrew), 2983 nucleotides long. RefSeq names its product DnaJ heat shock protein family (Hsp40) member B2 (gene DNAJB2). The transcript has 9 exons. NCBI's taxonomy places the organism in Eukaryota, Metazoa, Chordata, Mammalia, Scandentia, Tupaiidae. Gene Ontology annotation, molecular function: Hsp70 protein binding; ATPase activator activity. The coding region runs from base 123 to 1103 and encodes 326 amino acids. Gene Ontology annotation, biological process: protein refolding; ERAD pathway; positive regulation of proteasomal ubiquitin-dependent protein catabolic process. The record is from RefSeq and is a predicted model, not a curated record. Gene Ontology annotation, cellular component: endoplasmic reticulum membrane; cytosol.
GCCAGACGGUUCCCGGCGGGGGGCAGGGGCGGGGCGCCGCAGGAGGCCAGGGACUCCCCGCGGAGGAGGUGCGGCCGAGGGCGCAGCGCAAAGAAGGCCCGCCCGACGACUGACGAGUUGCCAUGGCAUCCUACUAUGAGAUCCUAGACGUGCCGCGCAGUGCGUCCGCUGACGACAUCAAGAAGGCGUAUCGGCGGAAGGCUCUCCAGUGGCACCCAGACAAGAACCCUGAUAAUAAAGAAUUUGCAGAGAGGAAAUUUAAGGAGGUGGCUGAGGCCUAUGAAGUGCUGUCAGACAAGCAUAAGCGGGAGAUCUACGACCGCUAUGGCCGAGAGGGGCUGACAGGGGCAGGAACUGGCCCAUCUCGGGCAGAAGCUGGUGGCGGAGGUGGGCCUGGUUUCACCUUCACCUUCCGAAGCCCUGAGGAGGUCUUCCGGGAGUUCUUUGGGAGUGGAGACCCUUUUGCGGAGCUCUUUGAUGACCUGGGUCCCUUCUCGGAGCUUCAGAGCCGGGGCUCCCGCCCCUCAGGCCCCUUCUUUACCUUCUCUUCCUCCUUCCCUGGGCACUCUGAUUUCUCCUCCUCCUCUUUCUCCUUCAGUCCUGGGGCUGGUGCUUUUCGCUCUGUUUCUACGUCCACCACCUUCGUCCAAGGUCGCCGUAUCACCACACGCAGGAUCAUGGAGAACGGACAGGAGCGGGUGGAAGUGGAGGAGGAUGGGCAGCUGAAGUCAGUCACAAUCAAUGGUGUCCCAGAUGACCUGGCCCUGGGCUUGGAGCUGAGCCGUCGUGAGCAGCAACCGUCAGUCACCUCUAGGUCUGGAGGCACCCAGGUCCGGCAGACCCCCAUCUCGCGCCCCUCUGACAGCGACCUCUCUGAGGAUGACGAGGACCUGCAGCUUGCCAUGGCCUAUAGCCUGUCAGAGAUGGAGGCAGCUGGGAAGAAGCCGGCAGGUGGGCGGGGGGUGCAGCGACAGCAGCAGGGGCGACCUAAGGCCCAGCACCAGGAUCUGGGCAUGGGGGGGCCCCAUGAGGGUGCAAGGGCUGAGGCAGCCAAACCCAGCACGUCCCCGGAGGAGAAGGCCUCCCGCUGCCUCAUCCUCUGAAUAGCGGGCCCAACCCAACCUGGUUCAGGUCUUGACUGGGGCUCGCUCACCCUGGGACGAGCAGAGAGGAAUGUGGGCUGAGCUGCAGGAGCCCGUCUCCACCUGCACGCUCCCUCUGCAGGUUCCCCCAGACCCAGCCACACUCCAGGGUGGACUUGGGAUUUGCUGUGCUCAGCAGAGGGCUGGUAGGUCCCUGGGUGAGGCCUAGGAUGGGAGAGCCGCAGGGCCCUGGAAGGGCUUGAGGAGACAGAUGCACUUAGUGGGUGGGGAGUUUUUGAAGGGUUAGGAUGGGGCCUUCUGUGCCCUGGUCCUCUGCCACCUGUGUUGCCGAUGGUGUCAAGGAAGGAGGACUUGGCCUGGGGUUUGCUGACCCGAGUUGGCUGCUACCCAGGGAGUGGUGAAGGCUGAGUGGAGUCUCCCGCUCUCCUGGCCAGCUGCAGACACCCCCAGCCUGGCGUCUGUGCCGGGCUGAGCUCUGACAUCUCUGCUGCUUCCCUUCUGGUGCUGCUUCUCCUUCCUCCUGCUCUUCUCUUCGCAACUCCCUGCUGGCUGCAUCGCUUGCUGUCACUGCCAUCUGCUAGGACUCCCUUUUUCUUCCUUCUCCAUGAAGGUCUCAGUGUGGCGAGGAAGAUGCUGGGGCCAUGAGGUCUUCUGGGGAGGUUAGCUGGGUGGGGUGGGAACCUCUCAGUGGUCCAGAUUUGGAACUGGAGCCCAAUCGUCCUCCCUUCUGCCUCAGCCUGCCCCCACCCUUGGGACUAGGCAGAGGUGAUGCUGGCUAACACUGGAGAGGUGGGCUAGGGCCAGGGGGACCCUGGAGGAACCUAGGAGGGGACAGACCCUAUGUGACUUCCCUACCAUGCCUCAGGGCUCAAGGAGAGCCACACGGCUAGCCCAGAUCUGCAUGUGCCUCCAUGGCUUGCCGCUGACCCUGUCUCCUGUCGCCCCGCCCCUGCUCUCUCCCCAGAUGUAUUCUGAGCUGGAUGUCCAGGAUCCAGAGUCGCUGCACACUUCCAACAGGACAGCGCCCUCCCCCAUGCGCUGGGAGGGACCCUCCAUUCCGCUCCCUCACCCAUGCUGAGUGUAGAGCUGGGGCCUGGAUGCUGGGAGGGGGCUGGAUUGGGGCGGCAGUAGUCUUAGUCUGUAAAAAUCUUCCCUGGAUGUUUGGUGCUGUCUCUUGGGGACUACAAGUCCCAGAAUGCAACGCACCUGGCCUCAUUUCUGGUAGAUCAUGCUUGGAGGAAGAGGUGCGUGGUAUGGAGCUGUGCCUCUUGGGACAUGUAGUUUUGACCUAGACCUGUCACUUGCUGUGAGAAGGGGAAACCUUGACUUUCGAUCUGUCCCUGGCAGGGGUGGUGAGAACGUGGAUGAAUGGGGAACGAAUGGGGCCUUGGUUCCCCUUGACACCUCUUGCUAGCCCCAGGGUUAGAGUGGGCACGUCAAAGCCCUGUGGCGUCUGGGAGACAUUCUUAUCCUGUGGGCAGCCCCGGGUCUGUGGAACUAGCCGGGGCAGCAGCUGGAAGACUAAGCAGGGCAUAGCCCAGGAGGCUGCUGGGCGUGGGCAGGGAGAGGGCUUCCCGGGGCAGGGGCGCGUGUGGCUGGGCCGGGGGUGUGAUGUGACGGAGCGCUGGGCAUGCUGCUGCUUGGAUGGCUUUCUGUGGCCUCUGCCCAUUCUUGCUGCACAUUCUUUCUCUCUACCAUCAUCGAUGAGCUGCCUCUCCUCCUCUCUGCCCAGGGAGCCCAGUGGCCGGGGAGGGGAGUGCAGGGGCCGGGUGUCCCAGCCACUGUAACACGGAGCCUCAGAGACCUAUUGAAGCCAGUUGGGCUGAGCUCAGACCAAGGAGGAGACACUGGAAGGCAAUAAAGCUGUUGAGAGAGCUUGA